This is a messenger RNA of Diaporthe citri, 1281 nucleotides long. RefSeq lists its product as uncharacterized. Gene Ontology annotation, molecular function: oxidoreductase activity, acting on paired donors, with incorporation or reduction of molecular oxygen; monooxygenase activity; heme binding. The record is from RefSeq and is a predicted model, not a curated record. NCBI's taxonomy places the organism in Eukaryota, Fungi, Ascomycota, Sordariomycetes, Diaporthales, Diaporthaceae. The transcript is spliced from 6 exons. The coding region runs from base 1 to 1281 and encodes 426 amino acids.
AUGUUCGACACACACUCCCUCGCGUUGCCGGUUGCCAGCACGCUGCUCUUGCUGUGGCUGCUGGCGCACCUAGUGAACUCUUUCCGUUUCCACAAAAAGUACAACUUCCCCAAUCUGGUCCCAGGAGUACCUGUACUGGGAAACCUUUUAGACAUCCCCAAGGACAUCGCGGGACGGCGUCUCUAUCUUCACAAGCUCGCUCAGAAACACGGCGAAAUGUAUACGCUGAAAAUGGGCUCGAACUACUGGGUGUUCAUGAACUCGCAACGAGUCACCAACGAAAUAUUAGACAAACGCGGGGCAAAAUACAUCUCCAGAGAGAAGCUCCCGAUGCCAGGAGACGUCGCCUCGGGCGGGAAGCGCGUCGUCUUCAUGCCCUACGGCGACCUGUGGAAAUGGGAGCGGAAAGUGAUGCACGAUAUCAUCGGGCCGGGAAACCGCGACGUCUUCGCCCCCCUGCAGGACACCGAGUCCAGGGCGCUGCUCUACCAGUACCUCACCGAGCCGGACAGGCGGAACCACGCCAACGCUCGGUACGCCAGCUCGCUCAUCAUGAACCUGGUGUACGGGCGGAGGACCAAGCUAGGCGAUGCAAACGUCGACAGGAUCAUUGAGACCAACAAUGAGAUCAUGAAGAUGUUCGAGCCUGGUUCCAGCUGGAUCGAUUCGUUGCCAUUCCUGGCAUACAUCCCCCUCCCCAAGUCCAUCCAGCCGUGGAGGGUGGGGGGACAGCGUGUACAGGGCAUCUCUGAAACUGGCAGAAACUUCUCUGAAGAGUUUGAGGGCCUAGUAGAGCGGGAGCGCCAAAGCAGGGCUGUGACAUGCUUCAUGACGGAGUUCAAGAGGCUCGGCAGAGACAAGCUUAUUGACUACGACUCCAUGAGAUUUCUCGCCGGUUCUUUGGUCAAAUCUGGAUCAGAUACCACACGGGUCGUCCUGAAUCAGCUUGUGGCAGCAACGGCGCUGUUUCCCGAAGCCGUGGAGCGCGCACGCAAGGAAUUAGACCAUCUUGCUAAGGAGGCACUCCGAUGGAACGUCUCGCUCCCUGAAAUUGCCCACUCGUCAACACAAGACGACAAGUUCGAAGGACACACCAUCCCAGCCGGCACGAAUGUUGUUUGGAACAGCUGGGGUGUGCACAUGAGUUCGUCGGAGUACGAUGAGCCAGACGCCUUCCGGCCGGAGCGUUUCCUCAAUGAUGAUCUGGACAAGGCAAUCAAGGGGCACGUGGUAUUUUGGGGCAGGUCGCCGUAUUUGUCCCGGAUGGGUCAUCGCAAGUAA